CGCCAGAAGUAUCCAUUCAGCCCUACCAAAGAUUUGGAGUGGCAGAAGAGGGCAUCGACUAGAAGGGAGAGGGUCUUGGGGACAUCCAAAGAGGGGGAUGGGGGACAUCACUGCUGGGAUGGCCUGUCCCCGAGCAAAGCAGGGUGUCACAGCUUGUCCCAUCUGUGUUGGAAUCACUAGGAAAAGACAGGAGGCUGGUGGCUGCCCUCUCACCUGGCCGCUGGGGACAGAGGCUCCUGGCAGGGCAGGGCUCAGCAUGGCACAGCACGGGUGUGACAGCAGGGGUGGCAGUGACAGCGGGGCCAGGGCAGUGAGUCACACCCCAUGCCUCCCUCCACCCUGGACUUUGCCUUGUGCGGAUGCUCAGAGCAAUAAAUCCCAGGCUUGGAGGCAGGAAUGGGGUAUUGAAGGGGGCACAGGGGUCCCGUCCCACGGGGCUGAGCUGUGCAGGGGGAGAGCGCGUGAGUGGGACUGGGAUGGGGAGUGGGAUCAGGAGUGGGAUGGGGAUGAGAGCAUGCCAGAGGCAGCGGGCAGGAGUGUGAGGAAGCGUCACACAGGCGGGCGGGACACGCAGGUGGCAGUGUGACGCUUGUGCACGGCGAGGACCUGCCGGGAGAAGGUCACCUGUGUGCCAGGACACCUGUGUGUGUGUCCCAGCCGCUGUCACUGCCGCAGCCCCAGCCCCGCGGCGGGCGGGCGCGGCGGGCAGGUGACAGCCGCACCCUGGACCGGGCGGGUGCUGCCCGCCUCCCUGUCCCCAUCCCUGUCCCCGCUGAGGCCACACGGGCUCCGUGGCCUCACCGGACACCCCCAUGCAGCGGGAGCGUGGGGGGCAGAGCCCAGGAGCCCCCGAAACUGAGGUCAAGGUUGUCGUCGUGGGGGAUGGCGGCUGCGGGAAGACGUCACUGCUGCUGUCCUUCGCCAGAGGGGACUUCCCCGAGGCCUAUAUCCCCACCGUGUUCGAGAGGUACACAGCAGCUCUCCAGGUUGCCGGCAAGCCUGUGAAGAUCCACCUGUGGGACACAGCAGGACAGGAAGAUUAUGACAGGCUUCGCCCUCUGUCCUACUCAGAUGCCAACGUUGUUCUCAUGUGCUUUGAUCUCACCGACUCCAACAGCUUUGACAACAUCCUGACGAAGUGGUACCCGGAGGUGAACCACUUCUGCAAGGGGGUCCCAGUGCUGCUGGUGGGCUGCAAGAAGGACCUGCGGCAGGACCAGGAGGCGCUGCAGAAGCUGAAGGACGGACGGAUGCAGCCCGUCUCCCGCCAGCAGGGAGAGGCCAUGGCCCGACAGGUCCGCGCCGAGUCCUACAUGGAAUGCUCGGCCAGGUACCAGGAUAACGUUGAGAACAUCUUCGUGACAGCCUGCAGUGCCGCCAUCAGCGCCGCCCGCCGCAGGCAGCGCAAGGCGAGGCCCAGGAGGGUCUGCGUGUUCCUCUGAGCCCCCUGGGAUCUCCUGCCGCCCCCGAGCUCCGACUGCACCCCUGCCUCUGCCGCCGGAAUGACGAGCCGGGGCUGGCACCGCUGGUCAACACGGCAGGAAAGCAUCCCUGGCACGGACUGUCAUGCCUGGAUCCCAGAGUCUGUCCCUUUCCUACCAGCCAUCCCAGCAUCCCGUCCCUGUCCCACCAGAGAACCGCAUGUGCUGUCCCACCGGGAAUCCCAGCAUCCUGUCCCCGCAUGGAUGCCAGCAUCCCCUGGCAGCCGGGCUCCAGGAGCAGAGAACUGAUCUGGGGGCUCCCCUUCCUGCUGGCAGGCCAGCGCCGGGGGGUGACACGAGGUGACUGCAGGGUGAUCUACCAUUAAAGUGACACAA
Messenger RNA from Prinia subflava (tawny-flanked prinia), 1817 nucleotides. It is a transcript of the gene RHOD, whose product is annotated as ras homolog family member D. The record is from RefSeq and is a predicted model, not a curated record. Gene Ontology annotation, biological process: small GTPase-mediated signal transduction. Bases 813 to 1442 code for a protein of 209 amino acids. NCBI's taxonomy places the organism in Eukaryota, Metazoa, Chordata, Aves, Passeriformes, Cisticolidae. The transcript has 5 exons. Gene Ontology annotation, cellular component: cytosol. Gene Ontology annotation, molecular function: protein kinase binding; GTP binding; GTPase activity.